AUGUCUGCUACCCCGAUAUGUUACACAAAAGAUUCUCCAAGAAGUGGCGAUGAAACCAUAAGUCAUCACAACCAUCAUCCGCAACUCAGCCAACAACAGCAUCAAAACACCUUAUUAAACUUGUCAUCUUCCUCAUCGCCUCCCCAAAAAAAGUCUUUUUGCAUAGAAGCGCUCUUGGCAAGCGAUUCGACCGCUGAAGAUGGAGCGCCGGAUCCACCACGGUCAGUUAUUAGUCACGAGGAAGAUAGUUCCGACAGUCCACCCUCUACAAAUAGAAGUUACAGUCCUCCGAUAUCUCCAGGAUGUGAAGAUUCCGAUCCCAGCUGCUACCGAAAUCCGCGGUUUGUUCCAAAGCCCGGUCUCAUAGACGCAAGAAUGCAAGGGGUACCUACCGCGGCGGCUGUAUUUCAACCGGCUAUGUACGCUUAUCCGCAUCCGCACCAUCAGCAGUUAUUAACGGCAGGGGCCGCGUCGGCUUUUCACCAUCCUUUGGGUGAAGGUCCGCCGUCGGUAGGAAAUGGUCCGGUAGGGAACAAGGAUCAUCAUGCCGUUCAGGCAUUAAGAACGCCGCAGCAUUUUGGACAACAAUACCUGCAGCACAUGCAAUUAGACUGGCUGGCGCGAACCGGCAUGUUUUAUCCACGAUUGCCAGACCUUACUGGCUGUGGGGCCGAACACGUUCUACUGGGCAAAACGCGGCGACCUCGAACCGCAUUUACCUCGCAGCAACUAUUGGAAUUAGAGAAGCAAUUUCGGCAAAACAAAUACUUGUCGAGGCCGAAACGAUUUGAAGUUGCUACCAGUCUUAUGCUGACAGAGACACAGGUCAAAAUUUGGUUUCAAAAUCGACGCAUGAAAUGGAAACGGUCCAAAAAGACUCAACAAGAAUCCAAAACGAAAGAUAGCGUCAAUCAACAACAGCAGCAACAACAACAUCAACAACACGACUCGGAGAAGACCCGAAACGUACAUCACAGUCCCAUGGCUUCUAAACAACAGAGUGCAGCCCCCGAAGACAUCACAAAAACUCUCCAAAUUCAAUCGGCCAAUAAGGAUUCUGGCAACUUUCAGAACAAACCUGAUAAAAAUCUCCUUAGACAGAGGAUGUUAGAUGGUUCUACGACGGAAUUAGAUCGGCAACGAGGAAUCAGUAAUAAUUAUGCAAAUUCUGAUUCAGGAGUCGAUGGAAAUCUUACAAAACGUGGUAUUUUGGUGCAUGCCGAGGAUGGUCCCAUGAUCAUAAACGGAUCUGAGAUGUUUCGGCCUUACGUUGUGUAA
Molecule: messenger RNA, 1278 nt
Organism: Ctenocephalides felis (cat flea)
Lineage: Eukaryota; Metazoa; Arthropoda; Insecta; Siphonaptera; Pulicidae
Gene: exex
Product: motor neuron and pancreas homeobox protein 1
Exons: 3
Coding region: 1-1278 (425 amino acids)
Biological process (GO): neuron projection morphogenesis; regulation of DNA-templated transcription; spinal cord motor neuron cell fate specification
Cellular component (GO): nucleus
Molecular function (GO): sequence-specific double-stranded DNA binding; DNA-binding transcription factor activity, RNA polymerase II-specific
Source: RefSeq, a predicted model, not a curated record